Molecule: messenger RNA, 1026 nt
Organism: Sinocyclocheilus rhinocerous
Lineage: Eukaryota; Metazoa; Chordata; Actinopteri; Cypriniformes; Cyprinidae
Product: gastrula zinc finger protein XlCGF8.2DB-like
Exons: 3
Biological process (GO): regulation of transcription by RNA polymerase II
Cellular component (GO): nucleus
Molecular function (GO): DNA-binding transcription factor activity, RNA polymerase II-specific
Source: RefSeq, a predicted model, not a curated record
AUGCUGUUUAUUAAAGAGGAGAGUGAAGACAUGAGGAUUGAAGAAGCAUUCAGAGUCAAACAUGAAGAUACUGAGGAACAAACAGACCUGAAAGAGGAGCAUGAAGUACUGAAUGAAAUGCAAGAUAAGGAUCAUUAUAAGAAACAUCAUGAUUUCAAAACUGGACAAAAAUCAUUUAGUUCAAAGAGUGCAAAGACUUCCUCAGGAAAAAGAGCUCAAAAGACUGAAACUAGAAGUCAUUUCACCUGCCAACAGUGCGGAAAGAGUUUUGAACAACGAGGAAAACUUAAAGUCCACAUAAGAAUUCACACCGGAGAGAAGCCCUACACCUGUAAACAGUGUGGAAAUACUUUCAAUAAAAAAGGAAACCUUAAAAAACAUAUGAGAAUGCACACUGGAGAGAAGCCUUACACCUGCAAACAGUGUGGAAAGAGUUUCAGUCAACAAGGAAAUCUUAAAGUCCACAUGAAGGUUCACACCGGAGAGAAGGCUUACACUUGCAAACUUUGUGGAAAUAGUUUCAUUGAAAAAGGAAACCUUAAAAGGCACAUGAAAAUUCACACUGGCGAGAAGCCUUACACAUGCCCUCAAUGUGGAAAGAGUUUUACUCGACAAGGAAGCUUUAACAUGCACAUGAGAAUUCACACUGGCGAGAGGCCUUACACAUGCCCUCAAUGUGGAAAGAGUCUUACUCGACAAGGAAACUUUAACAGGCACAUAAGAAUUCAUACCAAAGAGAAGCCGUUCACAUGCUCACAGUGUGGAAAGCGUUUCACUCAGCAAGGCAACUUUAACAGGCAUAUGAGAAUUCACAAUGAAAAUAAGCCAUUAAUAUGCCCUCAGUGUAGAAAGAGUUUUACGCAGAAAAAAACCCUUAAUGCCCACAUGAGAAUUCACACUGGAGAGAAGCCUUUCACCUGCCCUCAGUGUGGAAAGAGUUUCAGGCUCAAAGAAAACCUUAGGACUCACAUGCGGAUUCACACUGGAGAGAAUCCAUUCACGUGUGGUCAGUGUGGAAAGAGUUUC